CCAAAUUCCUUUUCAAUCGUAUUUAAGACAAUGAUUUCAAUUGCUCAUUGGCUCGCCUCUUUUUCGGCCGGAUUUUUGGCCUCCGCACAGGCAAUUAAUUUCUUAAAGACAGCCAAUGAGGAUGAGUCGCCAGCCAGGAUUUCAAACCAGUCGGAAACGGCUGCAAUCGAUGGAUUGGCCAUAGAGGAGCCUAAGAUCCUGGGGUCUGAACGGAUCAGCAAUGUCCUGCAGCACAUUUUGAGCAGUGAGCCGAACUCAAGUCACGUCUACAUCGAUGCCAUGCACAAUCGCAGUGCCAACAAGCAAAAGUAUGCCCUGGGCUCCGAAUCGCUCAAUCAAAUGCUGGAUGACAUUAUGACACCCACUGGGAAUGAAAGCAGUAGGACCCUGUCCAUGGAACCAGCCGUUGAUGUUUAAGGCGUGCCUAAAAUUUAAGUGUUUUUGUUUUUUGUUUUUAAAAAACAGG
Drosophila eugracilis is the source of this 466-nucleotide messenger RNA. RefSeq lists its product as uncharacterized. The transcript has a single exon. The record is from RefSeq and is a predicted model, not a curated record. Bases 31 to 417 code for a protein of 128 amino acids. NCBI's taxonomy places the organism in Eukaryota, Metazoa, Arthropoda, Insecta, Diptera, Drosophilidae.